AUGCCGGUGCGGGAUACCCAGCCUGACACUCGUCAAGGCUCUGAGAGCUCUGGUAAUAGUUGGAUAUCGCAGGAUACGGUGCGAAACCCUGGCCAGUCUCGAGAUGAAGUAAGCGCCUCUUCUGGGGGUCGCAAUGUCGACCCAUUUCCCGGUUCAUUAAGCGGGAACCCAAAACCGGAGGCCUCCAAACCCCCAAGAAUCGAUUGGGGAACUUCCGCAUGGUCAUGGGAUUCGCCCAGUGUUUCCCCCACUGAACAGCGCAAACCCUCCGGAUUCAGUAAUCACCGCGAAGCACUGAUUAUUCCAAAUAACCGAGAUAUCCCAUCCCAGUCCUCCGCUUCAAGCCCUCGACCUCCACCACUUCACACAACACGUGUAGGCUCCGACGAGAUUGAAUCGAUUGCCCCGUGGUCCACACCGCUGAGUAGUGGGCAGCCGGAUGGCGGUAGCACGUUUUAUCACGAUCAAUCCGAGCACGAAGCCUCACCCGCGUCAUUCACAUUCCGCCCUACGACGGGACGAACAAUAGCGAGUGAACCGGCUGAAUAUGAAUACCAUGGAGAACACCGGCGGCCAUCUGCUGCCAGCGCAACGACUGUUAGCAGCCAUGGUUCUAGCAUCAGUCAGAAGUUUCGAAAGAAGCAUUUAAAAGGCUUCCUUGGGGAUGACUAUAAUGCGUCAGGGGAGCAUCAAAAUGAUGAUGAUGGAUCUCAGAACCCCGGAAGCAGGCGUGGAGGGCCAGUUGACCAGCUGAAGGCGCGAGAGAGGGCGAACUCGGAUGGCUCACGCAACACUCCCGAUGGCUCUGGGGCAUCGCAACGAGCACACAGGCAGCGAGCGAACACCCCUUUGAACUCAAGUGAGAUCACUCCGUGGGACUACCAAAACAUCACCGACGUCGAACAGUUUGGUGAGGCACCGGUGCGACAUGCGCCCAUUGGCUCCAACGGGCAACGUCUUCAAAAUCCAGAAACUGGGGCGAUGGGAUCCCGGGAUCCCAGUCGACGAGGGCCUGGCAGACAUCGUCCUUCGCGAAGUAAAGAGGAAAAGUACACUCUCGCCGGCGAUCUGGCUGGUUAUCAAAAUCGACCGGCAACUGGUCGAGACGACGGCGGUCUGCGUCCUUUCAACGAUAAUUACCUCCAUUCAGGCACUGACAUGAGUGACUUCGCAGGGGCAGGAGGCCGAUCUUCUAGCCCCACACCAAGCACUCGCAGCGCAUAUCGCGAUCACGACCAAGGCUCGCAGCACCCUAGGAUAGGUCGCUUUGUCAAAAAGAUUCUUGGCCACGGGUCCAAAUCGCACGACCGAUCAAGACACUCUUCACCACCCCGGCGUGAUCGCCAAGGAAGUCUCGAAGGAAAUAACUCCUCCAGACACCUUGAGUCAGCAGACUCAGGGAGAAAGGAAACCGGGAAAGGUCUCAUUGGGGGCAGAAAACUUGGUCCUCGCCGUGCGUUCACUAAUCAAGGUGGCGACCUCCACAAUCCCAACAAGGAAGACAAAACUCCUGAAGAGAACAAGCAUCUAUUCCAGCUUGAUAUUAACAUGGACAAUAUUGAUGAUUUCGUUCGUCCCUCCUCCCAAGGUCAUGCGCAACGUAUUAGGGACGGGACUGUCACACCGGCCGACGAUUCCAAACUUGAGAAGCCAUGGAACGCUCCUGAAAGUUGGCAAGUGAAGCAACCCACCGAAUCCAAACUAUCAGAAGAGGACACGGCCCCCGUCGGACCACGAGAACAUGAGCCUUCAUUCUUUAUACGAAUCUUCCGGAUCGAUUCGACGUUUGCUACGCUGUCGGCUGGUGUGAAUGCGACGGUGUCCGAAAUUCUGCACAUGCUUGGUAAGAAGUCAUUUUUGCAAGAUCAUCUCAACAAUUACGAAAUUGUUCUUCGAAAGAAUGAUCUCUCACGCCAACUUGAUCACAAUGAAAAACCAAUCCAAAUGCAGAAAAAGCUACUUGAACAAGUAGGCUAUGCACCAAACGAUCGGAUUGAGGACAUCGGCCGUGAAGAUCACAGCUAUCUGGCUCGAUUCGUCUUCCUGCCAACCAAACUCAGUGGCUAUAGCAGUCUCGAGACUGAUCCAGGCUUCAACAAGGUCCAGAAGUUCAGCCACGUGGAUCUCCAGGGCCGUAGCCUUAUAACUAUACCGAUCACACUGUACGCGAAAUCAUCCGAAAUCAUCUCGCUCAAUCUGUCAAGGAACUUGUCCUUGGAUGUUCCUAAGGACUUUAUCCAAAGCUGCAUUAACUUGCGGGAAAUCAAGUUCAUUGGCAAUGAGGCUUCGUUGCUCCCUCAAAGCUUCAGCCUUGCUGCCCGGCUAACGUACCUGGACAUAUCCAAUAACUGCCUUGAGGAUUUGGAUCAUGCUCAUCUCGAUCGACUGACAGGUCUUGUCAGCAUUAAGAUGGCCAAUAACCAGUUGACGAAACUGCCCAGCUAUUUCGGAAAUUUCACCUCCUUACGGAGUUUGAACAUGUCGUCGAAUGGAUUCAAGGUUUUCCCUGAAUUCAUUUGCAACUUGAAAAGUCUAGUUGACCUAGACAUAAGUUUCAACGGCAUUGAGGAACUUCCCUCAAUCGGCCGCAUGACCACUCUUGAGCGUCUUUGGAUGACGAACAACAACCUCAGUGGGCCACUUGAUGGAUCUUUCCGGGAAUUGGUGAAUCUCAAGGAGUUCGACGCACGCUUCAACUCGAUCACCAACAUCGAUACUCUGUCCAGCCUUCCUCGACUCGAGCAGAUAUACUUCGGUCACAACCUCAUUCCACGAUUUAAGGGCUCCUUCCCAAAGCUGCGAAGUCUACAUUUGGACCAUAAUCCUUUGACGCAGUUUGAUGUCGAUGCCCCAAUGCCAACUCUGACAUCCCUCAAUCUUGCUUCGGCGAAGCUUUCUCAGUUCCGAGAUACCAUUUUCGAGAAUUGCCCGAACGUGACAAAACUUGUCCUUGACAAAAACCACCUUUCCUCGGUGUCUCCCCAAAUCGGCAAGCUGCGUCGUUUGGAGCACUUCAGCAUGAUCAAGAACCCUCUAUCCUCCUUACCUCCAACCAUUGGUUGUCUUGUUGAGCUCAAGCAUCUCAAUCUGAGGGAGUGCAAUCUACCAUCGCUUCCAUCCGAGAUCUGGCAUUGCGCCAAACUUGAAAUACUCAACAUCUCCUCAAAUAUACUCUCGUCAUUCCCCAAAUACGGUGCCCCGGUUCCACUGGUUCCUGGUGAACCUACUCAUACGCCUGCAACUACGCCGGGUAUAACCGGAAACCCUAGCUAUGAAGAUAUCGGCCCCCUAGACGAACCAGCUUUGCGUCGACCAAGUCAGACUUCAAAUGGCGUUGUCAACUCCGUUUCACCAAACGGGUCUUAUCGGAAUCCUUCGACCGCUCAAUCUGUCUCACAGCAGGGUGGUAGAAAGGUCUCGGCCACGUCGAGAUCAAUCACCGAUCCAAAUGCUGUGUCUCGAAAGGAUUCAAACUUCUCCCAGCAGAUGGCAAUGAGCUUUGCGGCAUCCCUUCGGACACUCUGUCUUGCCGACAACAGACUCGAAGACGACGUAUUCCGAGAAUUAUCUCUGCUCCCGGAACUGCGCAUUGUCAAUCUAUCGUACAAUGACCUGACGGAGCUACCGCCAGGAAUCCUAAGAAGAUGGCCCUUGAUUUCAGAACUCUAUCUCUCGGGCAACGAGCUGACUUCUCUACCGUCUGAUGACUUGGAAGAGGGGAGCAACCUCAAGAUCCUCCAUAUAAAUGCAAACCGAUUCCAGGUGCUGCCUGCAGAGCUUUGCAAGGUCAGCAAACUUUCCAUUUUGGAUGUGGGGAGCAACCACCUGAAGUACAAUGUAUCCAACUGGCCAUAUGAUUGGAACUGGAAUUGGAAUCGCAAUCUGAAGUAUCUCAACUUCUCUGGCAACAAACGAUUGGAAAUCAAGCCCAACAUUGCGUCUUUAGGUCCUCCAGCUGCCAAUGGCGCGGACUUGACCGACUUCAAUUCUUUAACCCACCUCAGAGUCCUGGGAUUAAUGGAUGUCACUCUUACAAUCCCCAUCAUCCCAGAAGAGACCGAAGAUCGCCGUGUCAGAACUUCUGCGUCGCUAGCCGGUACGCUUGCUUACGGUAUGGCCGACAGCCUUGGAAAGAGUGAGCAUCUCUCGAUUAUCGAUAUGAUUGUUCCGCGUCUGAAACAGGAUCAUGUGGAAACUCUGGUUGGUAUGUUUGACGGACAAACGCUUGGAACUGGGGGCUCUCGGGUUGCAAAGUACUUGCACGAGAAUUUCACUCCUACCUUCUCGUUUGAACUCAAGAAGUUGCACCGCGAUCAGGGCGAAUCACCGCUGGAUGCACUCAGGCGGGCGUUCCUAGCCUUGAACAAGAACAUGGCGGGUUCUGCUUAUAGGUCUAUCGAUGACCGCGAGAUCCGGCAGUACCACCGCGGUUCGAACGCUGCCAAGCUUCUCAACCAAGAUGAUAUCUUAUCUGGUGGAGUUGCCACUGUCUUAUAUUUGAACAACAUGGACUUAUACGCCGCCAACGUCGGCGAUGCGCAAGCUAUUUUGAUCAGAUCGGAUGGCUCAAUGCGUACUUUGACCCAAAACCAUGACCCCGCGGAACCCAACGAGCGCGCCCGUAUUCGGGCAGCCGGAGGCUUUGUAUCUCGCAAUGGUCGCUUGAAUGACAGUUUGACGGUGUCAAGGUGUUUCGGGCAUUUCCCCACCAUGCCUGCUGUUAUUGCAGCCCCUAACACCAUGCAUGUCGCCCUCACGGAGCAAGAUGAAAUGAUUGUCCUAGCAUCAAAGGAGCUUUGGGACUUUGUUACUCCGGAAGUUGUGGUGGAUAUCACAAGAAGAGAACAGACUGAUUUGAUGUAUGCAGCUCAAAAGUUGCGUGAUCUGGCUAUCUCAUUUGGUGCCACCAACAAGCUGAUGGUGAUGAUUCUUGGUAUUGGCGAGCUGCAGAAGCGCCGCCCGAAGGCCCGUCCUUCGCUCAAUACCGGUUCCUCUGCGAUGAUUGAUGAUCAGAUUAUUCCAACUGCCAAACGCCCGAAGAAGCGUGAUGGCCCCGGAGAUUCGCGGCUGGCCCGCUUUGACUUUGUGGAUGCUCCAGUUGGUGAACUGGCUAUCAUGUUUACCGAUAUCAAGAAGUCGACCAGUCUCUGGGAAGUUUGUCCCGAUGCGAUGCGCUCUGCGAUUCAGAUACACAAUGAUAUCUUGCGUCGGCAGCUUGGAAUCUUUGGUGGGUAUGAGGUCAAGACCGAAGGCGAUGCCUUCAUGGUGGCCUUCUCUACUACCACUGCUGCUCUUCUGUGGUGUUUCAACUGCCAAAAUCAGCUUUUGGAAGCUGAGUGGCCUACGGAAAUUCUGGAUCAGCCUCAGUGUCGAACUGUAGUCGAUAUGGACAACAACGUCAUAUUCCGUGGCCUUUCCGUCCGCAUGGGUGGUCAUUGGGGUGAGCCUGUCUGCGAGAAAGAUCCUGUCACCAACCGAAUGGAUUACUUUGGACCCAUGGUGAAUCGUGCCUCGCGUGUUUCCGCUGUUGCCGAUGGAGGACAGAUCUUUGUUUCGUCCGAUUUCAUGACGGACAUCCACCGCAAUCUCGAAAACUUUGCUGAUGCCGAGCGUUCUGCAUCAACCAGCUCGACUGACAGUCACCCACGCGGAGACAGUCUUGGUCACAACAUUCGCCGGGAACUGCAGCAACUCAACAGCCAAGGCUUUGUCAUUAAGGAUCAAGGUGAACGAAAGCUCAAGGGUCUAGAGAAUCCUGAGCCACUUUACCUUGUUUUCCCCUCAGCACUCUCUGGUCGCAUGACAUCUUUGGAUGAUUCCCAAGACGCGGAUAGCAACACAGCGACUAUGAACCCCAACAAUCAACUCGAUAUCCAGACGAAUGUUAUCUGGCGUUUGUGGGAGGUCACACUCCGCCUUGAGCGACUCUGUGGAGCUCUGGAGAAUCCCAACGAGCCCAGCCUGAGCGAACCUAAUGUUACUCUCUUCAAUAUGAUCAAGAGGCACGGCGGUGAGCUGAAUGACUCAACUGUUCUCAGUUUGGUUGAUCAACAAGUCACUCGCAUUGAGGUCACUAUCAACACCCUUUCUAUCCGCCACAUGAUGCGACCCUUCAAACCAGGGGAUAGCCUGAAAGAUCACGCCGCUCCCAUUACCGACGUACUCCAGCAACUAUCAACACAGCUCGCCGAAUUCCAAGCUCUCAAGGCACAGCUGGCCGAUGCUUCACCCCAGAAGCUCGGUAGCUCCCCGCCUCACUAUGGCAACCGUCCCUCGGACAGCAUUGAUAGCGGUAUCACCUCUGCUUCAUCAUCCUUCCUCCAUCUCCCAGGCGAUGCCAAUCGCUCCUUCGACUCCGGCCGCGGUCAUCACUGA
Molecule: messenger RNA, 6375 nt
Organism: Penicillium salamii
Lineage: Eukaryota; Fungi; Ascomycota; Eurotiomycetes; Eurotiales; Aspergillaceae
Source: the annotation of a GenBank genome assembly